UUGGCGCGCUUUUUUGCAGACGUCAAUAAACAAAGCAAAACCCUUGCAAAGAGUUUCAAAGUUUCCGUGAAUUUAAGGUGAAAAAGGAAUAAUGCCAUCACCACGAGGAUCACAAACUCCGCGAGAAAAUGCAACUCCACGCUCGGCUAAUGGUUUCCGGACGCCACAGUACGAAGCCCCCCCGAGUGAUGAUCUGGAGACCCCGAUGCGCAUUGGGGGUAUCCAAAAUGGUACUGUCCAGGAGUCAGAUGGAGUGAGCUUGGCUGCAACAUCCCCAGCUGUGUCCCAUUUCGCAGGAGCGAGUCCCUUCUAUGGGGGCAAUGUUGACAUGCAGGGAAUUGAUUUGAGCUCCCCACUAAACUACGGGACGCCGAGUUCUCUGGGUUCUAUAAGGACUCCAGGGAUUAGGGGGACACCCAUUCGAUCGCGUCCGGACAUCCGCACGAAUCGCUACAUGCGGCAAGUCAACGUGGGAGGAGAUGCGGUUGAACCUCCUGCGUCGCAGGAUGGAGCAGAAUCAGCCACCGAAGCAUCCGCAGCGGGUCCCCAAUUGGUCAUCUGGGGUACAAAUGUCGUGGUGAAUGAGUGCAAGAAGAAGUUUAUGCGUUUUAUUUUGCGCUUCAUCGAUCCGGAAGCAGAUCAGGAUGAAAUUAGUGAAGGAAUGGAUCUCUCUGAGCCACUGUAUGUGCAGAAACUCGAGGAGAUUCAUACGCUGGAGGAGCCAUUUCUCAAUAUAAAUUGCGCACAUUUGAAGGCUUUCGAUGAGACCCUGUACCGGCAGCUAAUUUGCUACCCGCAGGAAGUUAUCCCGGCAUUCGAUAUGGCCAUCAAUGAGAUGUUCUUUGAGAAAUUCCCAGCAGCUGUGCUGGAGCAUCAAAUCCAAGUGAGACCAUUCAAUGCUGACAAGACGCGGAAUAUGCGUGCACUCAACCCCGAGGACAUUGAUCAGCUGAUUACAAUCCACGGGAUGGUUAUUCGUGUGAGUAACAUCAUUCCGGAGAUGCGGGAAGCAUUCUUCAAGUGCCUGGUGUGCUCAUUCACAACUUCCGUUGAGAUUGAUCGCGGAAGAAUCGCUGAGCCGAAUCUCUGUUCCAACUGCAACACCAAUCACUGCUUCCAUCUCAUCCACAACCGUUCGCAGUUCUCCGAUAAGCAGCUGAUUAAGCUGCAGGAGUCCCCGGAUGACAUGACAGCCGGGCAGACACCGCACAACAUCCUCCUCUUUGCUCACAAUGAUCUCGUGGAUAAAGUUCAUCCGGGAGAUCGUGUCACUGUGACGGGCAUCUAUCGCGCCAUCCCGGUGCAGGCUAAUCCACGCCAGAGGAAUGUUAAAUCCGUCUACAGGACUCACAUUGAUGUCGUGCACUUCCGCAAAGUGGACGUAAAGCGUCUCUAUGAGGCUGAAGAGGGGAAGGAUCACAUCUUCCCGCCGGAACGCAUUGAAUUGCUGCGGAUGCUGUCACAGAAGCCCGAUGUGUAUGAUCGCCUCGCCAGGGCUAUUGCUCCGUCAAUCUACGAGAAUAGUGACAUCAAGAAGGGUAUCCUCCUGCAGUUGUUUGGUGGCACCAAGAAGACACACAUAACUGCCGGAAGGCAGAAUUUCCGCUCUGAAAUCCACAUUCUCCUCUGCGGUGAUCCGGGUACGUCCAAAUCCCAACUUCUGCAGUACGUCUACAAUCUCGUUCCCCGCUCCCAGUACACGUCCGGCAAAGGAUCCUCAGCUGUUGGUCUCACGGCCUACGUGACAAAAGACCCCGAAACGCGGCAACUUGUCCUCCAAACGGGAGCAUUGGUGCUCUCCGACAAUGGGGUGUGCUGCAUUGAUGAAUUCGACAAGAUGAAUGACUCCACACGGAGUAUUUUGCACGAAGUAAUGGAGCAGCAAACACUCAGCAUUGCCAAGGCGGGGAUUAUCUGUCAACUCAAUGCACGCACGAGCAUCUUGGCAGCUGCCAAUCCGUCGGAAUCGCAGUGGAAUAAGAAUAAGACAAUCAUUGAGAAUGUCCAGCUCCCACAUACACUCCUCUCGCGUUUCGAUCUCAUCUUCCUGAUUCUCGAUCCGCAGGAUGAGUUCUUCGACAGGCGCCUGGCAACCCAUCUUGUCUCCCUCUACUAUGCCACAAAUCAAGAUGAAGAGGACACCCUGUUCGACAUGAGUAUCCUCCGGGAUUACCUAGCUUAUGCCAAGGAGCACGUGCAUCCCACCCUGUCGGAGGAGGCACAGCAGCGUCUCAUUCAGGUGUACGUGGAUAUGAGGAAAAUUGGGUCAGGACGCGGACAGAUCAGUGCCUACCCGAGACAAUUGGAGAGUCUCAUCAGAUUGGCAGAGGCGCACGCCAAAAUUCGCCUCAGUGGUAGAGUGGAAGUGCAGGAUGUGGAGGAAGCGUGGCGUCUUCAUCGUGAGGCGCUCAAGCAAUCCGCCACGGAUCCACUAUCGGGCAAAAUUGACGUGGGGAUCCUUACAACGGGAUUGUCAAGCGCCGCGAGGAAGAAACGCGCAGAGCUUGUGGGCAACAUCAAGGAGAUGCUCAAGAAGAAGGGCGGAGUACCCACUGUGCCCUACCAGAAGCUCUUCACGGACAUUCGGGAGACUUCGCAGAUUCUCAUAACACGAGAACAAUUUGAGGACGCCCUCAAGGAGUUGCAAGACGAAGGAAUAAUUGUCGUUGUUGGGAAGAACACCAUCAGAAUCUGCUAGGAGUCCUCCCUUUCCCCUUUUUUGUACUUUUUCUUGUUUUCUUUGUCGGCACUGACCAACGUAUUUUUUUUU
Messenger RNA from Lutzomyia longipalpis, 2770 nucleotides. RefSeq names its product DNA replication licensing factor MCM4 (gene dpa). The record is from RefSeq and is a predicted model, not a curated record. Gene Ontology annotation, cellular component: MCM complex; nucleus. Gene Ontology annotation, biological process: double-strand break repair via break-induced replication; DNA replication; DNA strand elongation involved in DNA replication. The transcript has 4 exons. NCBI's taxonomy places the organism in Eukaryota, Metazoa, Arthropoda, Insecta, Diptera, Psychodidae. Bases 92 to 2698 code for a protein of 868 amino acids. Gene Ontology annotation, molecular function: ATP binding; single-stranded DNA helicase activity; ATP hydrolysis activity.